This is a messenger RNA of Bombyx mandarina (wild silkworm), 11893 nucleotides long. RefSeq names its product microtubule binding protein furry (gene fry). Gene Ontology annotation, biological process: neuron projection development; cell morphogenesis. Lineage: Eukaryota; Metazoa; Arthropoda; Insecta; Lepidoptera; Bombycidae. Gene Ontology annotation, cellular component: site of polarized growth; cell cortex. The record is from RefSeq and is a predicted model, not a curated record.
ACCUGUGCUAAAGUCUGCACGAUAUUAGGAUUGCAGAACAAAAUUUAUUUUUUUCCUAUUCUUAUAAAAUAAAUCAUCGUGUAGAUAUUUUAUUUAAAAACAUUAGUCAGCUGCGUGUUUCAGUAAUAUUUGACAGCAAAUUCCAGGUGCAAAGGUUGUCAGAAUUGGAUUUGUUUGUUCCAGAUCAGAAGAAACAAAAUGACUGCAUCUAUUACAUUAACUGAAGCAGUCUAGACAUAGAUAGAAGAAAAGUUUGUCAAUAUGAUAACAGCAGAUGAAACGGACUCGGUUGGCACUUUACCUUCGGAUGGACACCCAGAAGAUGUUGCAGCUUCUGCCACUGAAGAGGCCCCUUCAUCCAUGGUCUCGAGCGAAGCGGAGUCUGAAGGUAGCAUCCUCUCUGAAGCACGACACGACACCUCAGAACAUUACGGCGCCCAAUCUGAUCUAACGAUCGAUCAUGGAGGACUAGACAGAAACUUGGCACAGAACUCCGGGGACUGGCGGAAUGUCAGCAGUGCUGGGACUUCGUACGUGUCCACUAGAGGUUCAAUGUUACCAUGGGGCACUCAGAAAGGACCCGUGAUUCCACCACCUGACUCUGACCUUCGACCCGGAGAAUACGUGAUGAGGUUACUCUUCACAGAAUUCACUGUUCAAGCUGAAAGGAAGAUGGAAGCUGUUAUGGCCGAGCCGUUGGAAAAACCAUUGAACAAGACUCUUCAAAGGGGGGAGGACCCUCAGCUCGACCAGAUACUGUCUGCUUUCGGUACAGUCGCGGAGCAUUGUCUACCUUCGUUGUUACGGGCCUUGUUUGGUUGGCUCGAGAGACAGAUGGCCGACUCGCCGCAGUUGAGCGAACAGGCUAAGAAGCCACAUCAAGAUCUCAGAAACAAGAGCAUAAUCUACAUAGUGUCUGGAAGCGGUGCCGGUACAGAGACCGUGGAAAGAACAUGCGAAGAGCUGCAAGCUGAGCGUCGAGACCUGGCCGUCGAGUUCUUAUUCUGUCUGGCUCUGAUCGAGGUGCUGAAACAGCUUCCCUUCCACCCUGGACACGAGGACCUAGUUCACUAUAUCGAGAAUGUUGCUUUCAAGAGAUUCAAUUAUAAAGAAGGAUUACAAUCGAACCCGAAUGCGGCAAACGCCCACAUCAUUGCCGAUUUGUAUGCGGAAGUGAUCGGGGUACUGGCGCAAUCUCGAUUCGCAUCCGUAAGGAAGAGGUUCACGGCCGAACUGAAGGAAUUGAAAAACCGUGAGCCGUCCCCUCAUACAACACAAAGUAUAAUAUCAUUACUGAUGGGUAUGAAGUUCUUCCGGGUGAAAAUGGUGCCCAUCGAAGAGUUCGAGGCCUCGUUUCAAUUCCUCCAGGAGUGCGCUCAGUACUUUCUCGAAGUCAAAGACAAAGACAUCCGACAUGCCCUGGCCGGGCUGUUCGUUGAAAUACUUGUUCCCGUUGCUGCUACGGUGAAGAAUGAAGUGAACGUACCAUGCCUGAAGAACUUCGUGGAGAUGUUGUACAGUCACACGCUGGACGCCAGCACCAAGUCCAAGCACAGGCUGGCACUGUUCCCGCUCGUCACCUGCCUGCUCUGCGUCUCCCAGAAGCAGUUCUUCCUGGCGAACUGGCACUGCUUUCUUGCCAUGUGCUUAUCGCAUUUGAAGAACAGAGAUCCUAAAAUGUGCCGUGUGGCUCUUGAGUCGUUAUACCGUUUGCUAUGGGUAUACAUGAUAAGGAUCAAAUGUGAAAGUAACUCGGCAACCCAAUCGCGACUGCAAAGCAUCGUCAACUCGUUGUUCCCGAAAGGAUCCAAGGGCGUUGUGCCACGCGACACUCCACUGAACAUAUUCGUCAAAAUCAUCCAGUUCAUUGCCCAGGAAAGACUCGAUUUCGCAAUGCGUGAGAUUGUUUUCGAUUUGCUAAUGGUAGGAAGGCCUAUCAAGAUUAUAUUGACCCCCGAGCGAAUGUCGAUCGGUCUGCGAGCUUUCUUGGUUGUAGCUGAUAGCUUACAGCAGAAAGAAGGCGAACCUCCCAUGCCUCGAACGUCCGGUACAUUACCUUCAGGCAACACUCUGAGAGUAAAGAAAACUUUUCUAAAUAAGAUGCUAACCGAUGAAACAGCGCGCUCUAUAGGUAUGAGUGCGUAUUUCCCGUACGUCAGGAGGGUAUUAGUGGAAAUACUAAGGGCUCUAGAUGCUCAUUACGGAAGACCGUUGAUGCUAACGAAUACACAGAACGUGACUAAAGAGCAAGAAAUCAAUACCGGUGAAAGGAAACCAAGGAUUGAUUUGUUCAGGACCUGUGUUGCGGCGAUCCCAAGGUUGAUUCCAGAAGGCAUGAGUCCCAACGAACUAGUAGACUUGCUUUGUCGUCUUACUGUUCACAUGGACGAGGAACUUCGAGGCCUCUCAUUUCAGAGUCUCCAGACUCUGAUCGUAGAUUUUCCGGAAUGGCGUCAAGAUGUUCUGGCUGGUUUUACGCAGUUCUUAGCUAAGGAAGUUCAAGACACAACACCUCAACUAGUGGAAAACGGUCUCCGCAUGUUGCUGCAACUGGUGACGAGCUGGAAGAACGGCGAGCCGACUGUCACUGUAGCUCCUGCGAAGACUGAGCCCCUGGUGUCCGUGGUCAGAGGAGCCGAAGCUCUCGGGCUGGUGAUGCUGUGCCAGUGUAGAGCUUACCCGCGGAGGCUAGCUGUCCAUGUUCUAAGAGAAACGAAAUGCCUCCUCGAGAAGCUCCAGCUGACGCGCGACGAGCCCGCCCUCAUCGACGCGGCAGACGCUCACGUUCCAUACUUCGCGGAGAAGUGUCUGCCGCUACUGCCGCCAGCUGAGAAACAAGCGAUAUUAGCAGCCGCCCAACCGGACCUCGUCUGGAUAGCUGAACGUAGCCACGCCGUUUGGACUGCAGGUAUCCAACAUGAUGAGACUUCAACAAAGAACAGCUGGAGUGGAGGAAGUUCGUCUAACGGAGCUGAUCCUUGGGAGGUUGUGUUGUUCGGUUUAUUGGAGCGCGGCCGCGUGCCGGCUCGGUGUCCCUCCACCGUACUGCAGGCGUGGCCGAUCCUGCACGCGAGGAUACACGCGCUCUUCACCAUCAUCGAACCAGCACCAGUCAAUGAUAACCGUGCAUCUUUAUUGUCACGAGGACCUGCUCUACCCAGAAAACCUGAGAAAGAACGAGACGGUUAUAUGCAAGUAUGGAAAUAUUACAUGACAAUGGCGUACUUGGUGGUGCCGGCGAUACCGAGUCCGGUAAUAAGAUGUGCCAGCCCCGACCUCAGCCUUAGUUGCGCGGAAGCUGAAGGUUGGGGCGGGCUGCCCACGCUGAGCUCGUCCAGUGAGAGCCUCAACGCCUCCGGAGGGUUCUUCACGCUGCCAUUGAGCUAUGCGCGUGCGCACAGACAACACAAACGAACGAGUGCACUCUUCUUGCCAGCGUGUCCAGAUACACUGUGGGGCUCGUCGCCGGACUCGCUGAGCGAGCGCAGCGGCGGGGACGGUCGCGGGGCUCAGGCGUCGCCGGGCUCCCUGCAUAAACUGGCCGUGCCGCUCGCCCGGUGCGAAGUACCGGAAGUCAGGGACGCAGCGAUUUCGGCCUGCGGGAACAUCAACCCUGAUGCAUUCAAAGAUCUAAUGGAAGAAUUAUUGCCACUACUACGAGAAGCGGUGGAUCGCAAGCAAGAGAAUAUGAGACGUCGUCGUCGACGCGACGCGUUGCGUCUUAAUCUAAACAAGAUGCUAUUGUUGAUAGCUCAGAAGAAGACAUUCGCUAACAGUGCAUCAGCAUUAGAAAACGGUGGUCUCCACACAAACAUCGCGGAGUAUCUGGACGGCGUCCGCCAGUGCUUCGAGGCGGAGGCGGAAAAGGACGCGCCGGCCGCCAGGGAACAACGGAUCACCUUCGCUGAUUUUGUCACCGAACUCAUAAAGAGUUUCCCUUUGGAAAUGUAUGCGUCGUUGAUGAAGAAGGAACUCUGCAAAAGUCUGUUUUCGUUGUUCAGCGGCUGGUGCGGCCCGCUGGCUAAACACCUUGGCUCUUUGGUACCACAAAUCACAGCACAAGAAGUCGAUGAGAGAUUGAAUUUAUCUGCGCUUCGAGCAAUGAGUGCAUUAGUUUGCUGCGGGCCUUGUUUCGCCCCCGCCGCACUCGCAGAGGACGGAACCCUGUACCCGUGGCUCAGUGAGAUGCUGUCCUCUACCAGCGACAAGGUUUACGAAUUAGCCCGGGAAACGAUUGUACUCCUUCUCGAUUGCAAUCCCGACAUCGGGCCCCUGCUGGACUGGACCGUCGAUAAAUGCUUCACCGGCACUUCGAGGGUCGCCGAUGGUUGUUUCAUGGCACUCGCCACGAUUUUCAGCACCAGGGAGUACCCGUGCGAUCACUAUACUGCUAUUAUCAACGUGACCCUCAUGUGCACUGGCUGCCCCCGAGCCCCGGUACACGAAAGCGCCUUGCAGCUGCUGCAGCUCCUCGACAAACGAUUCUUCGGUUCCGUUGGUCCGCUGCCGACUGACGAAGACAACGGCUCGGAGAAGGGUCGAGGAACAUUGGAUGCGCUUCUUUGCACAACCUACUGCAGGUCCCAGCUAUAUCUAUCUAGGCAACUAUCCCAACUACACCCUGAGCUCACCAUGCCCAUGUUCUCCGAGAUAACGGCGCGCUUCCAGACCGCUCGUACUGAAGUCCGUCAGCUCCUCCUGCAGUACCUCUUGCCUUGGCUGGUGAACAUUGAACUGGUCGACCCCAACGUGCCCCCGGCCAACCCGCUAUCCUAUAUACAGUACUACACGACGGACGGCGGUCGCAGUAGUCGCCGGGAAGGUCUGGGCUCCGCUGAAGCUACCGAAAUGGUUUUGAAUAACCUCUUCUACAUAACAGCCAAGUUUUCGGACAAUCACCCCAAAGAAAUCGAAGAGCUGUGGUCGACGUUAUGCGCCUGUUGGCCGAACAACCUAAAGGUCAUCAUCAGAUAUUUGAUCAUCGUCUCCGGAAUGGCACCCAACGAACUUUUACCAUAUGCGAAACGCGUUGUCUUAUAUCUGGCCCGACCCCGGCCCGAGCGACUUCUUGAUGAGAUGAUGACGGAACUGCAGACAGUCGAGACUUUGAACUGUCUCAUCGAGCGCACGGAGACUCCGCCCUUCUACAGGCUCACAUCCAUGCGCAAGGCCACGUCGGGACACAGCGACGGACCCGGCACCGGCUCGCAGGACGCAACCGGUCGGACAGGUGAACUGGCGCCAGUCGAGAAAGGAACCAUCCACACGAAGAGGCAUAGCGGUGAAGAUCCCGCCAAAGCAAGUGGAGCUAAGGCACCGGACACGCCCAACCCGAGACAGGACAAGCGGUCGUCAAACCCGCCGUGCUCAACGCCGCCCGCCCUGGAAGACGUUCCGCCGCCCUCUGAUGGUGACGCCACCCCAACUGGCUUCGGUCCGGAUUUAAGCGCUACGCCCCUUCAGGGCAGCGCUCCUUCGACGCCCCAGGAGGCGCGCGUGGACGUGCCCCAGCCGCGACCCCUCCCGAUGCCGGAGUACGGCGGCUUCUUUGCUCUCCUCACCGAGUACUUGCCGGACAGCAACCAACCGAUCUCCGGCUUCCACCGGUGCAACGUGGCGGUCAUGCUGCUCUGUGACGUCGUCCUCGACGGAGUCGAGAUAGACUGGUCUAUUCAUGUUCCGCUGAUGCUACACAUAGUGUUCCUCGGGAUGGACCACACAAGGUGGAUAGUUCACCAGCAUUGCCGGCAGCUGCUACUGAACCUGCUGGUGGCGGUGGCCGCCCACCACGACCACCUGACGGUAGCGAAGACGCUGCUGGCGAGCCGGUCCGCUCAGCUGGGGCUCGGUACUCCGCCUACGCUGCCCAUUGUUCAACACAACUUCACCGAGCCUGAUGCGUCGUUUGAUAAGCAGCCCCAAUGCGCGCACUCGCCGAGGUCGCACGUCCGGUCCCUCAGCUCAGACCCUCAAACCACACCCGAAGGUGAAACCGAUAACUUCCCGUCUCUCCCGGUGAUCAUAACCGGCGAGGCGGACGCGGACCCGAUCCCGGAACACCCCGAGCCGGAGCCGGCCGAGAUGCCGAUCGCUGACGUCAUCAAGUCAUUGGUGCACUUCUUGGCGAAUCGACCCACCCACAUGCCGCUCUGGCAGUAUGAGGACAUUACCGCUAAAGUAUGGACACUCCGGAGCUGUCAACAGAUGCAGACCCUGGUGGGGCACGUGCUGCGAGUGUUCCGCGAGUCCCUGCCGCACGCGCUGGUGUCGGAGCGCUGGGCGCAGACCGCCCUGCAGCUCGGCCUGUCCUGUCCGUCGCGACACUACGCAGGACGAUCCCUGCAGGUGUUCCGGUUCAUCGGUGUAGCGAUGACGGGCCGAAUGGUCUCCGACAUUCUCUCUCGUCUGGUGGAGACUGUUGCCGAGCAGGGAGAAGAUAUGCAGGGCUACGUCACGGAACUCCUUCUCACUCUGGAGGCGGCUGUUGAUUCGCUCGAGUCAAACUUUAGGCCCCUGGACUACAUGAGAGAUAUAUUCAAAUCGACGCCAAAUUUGAAUAAUAAGGAGGGACAGCAACCUAACGGCGCUACGUACCCUGCAGUGAUACCAGGCAAGCGUUCUCCCGGCGUGUGCGUGGGGUGCGUGAACAAUCACACGAGGAGCACGAGCUACUCCGUGUCCUACUGCAUCAGGAAGAGCAACGUGCAGGCUUCCGGAUCUGACAAGCAGCACGAACGCGGCCGCGUGUGUCCUGAGGCCGGUAAAGGCGCCUGCUCCAACCUGUGCCGGUCGAGAUCAGCGCAGUCACUGAAGCUGCUCGGCGACACCGCCACGCAGGAUGAUAAAUUGACGAUCCUCGCGACAUUAUUCUGGGUCGGAGCCUCCCUGUUGGAGAGCGACUAUGAACACGAGUUCUUGCUAGGAGUCAGGUUGCUGUCCAGAGUCAUGUGCCGGUUGCCGUUAGAUAGACCCGACGCUAGAGAGAGGCUGGAUCGCACUCAAGCUCACACAUCCCCAUCGCUGCAUGCCCUGCUUCUAAAGGGCUGCACUCAUCCCAACACGUACGAGCCUGUGGUCGGAGUACUAGCCGACAUGAUCCCACUACUGGAGCUGCCCGUCAUCGAUCCCACACAAUCCGUGGCCUUCCCGAUGACGGUAGUAGCUCUUCUGCCGUACAUGUUGCUGCACUAUGAAGACGCCAAUCAGCUGUGCGUCAGAGCGGCCUGCCAUAUAGCACAGUUUACAUCAGAGAAGAGUAAGAAACUAGAGAACUUGGGAACGGUGAUGACUCUAUACUCGCGUCGCACCUUCAGCAAGGAGAGCUUCCAGUGGACCAAGUGUGUCGUCAAAUAUCUGUGGGACACAUAUUCUCAUCUCUCGCUGCAGAUGCUGGCCUUUCUAGUGGAAGUACUCGAAAAGGGUUCGACCAGCCUGCAGCUACCGGUGCUCUCGAUCCUGCACUGCAUGCUGUACUACGUGGAUCUGAACGCGGCGCCAGCUCAGCCGGUCAACACGGACCUGCUGCGAGCCGUCGCCAAGUUUAUCGAUCAAGAAGGAAACAACUACAGGGAGGCGAUGAAGAUAUUGAAGUUGGUUGUGACCCGUUGCUCCACGCUGGUGGUGCCGCCGUCCUGGGAGAGCACCGCGUCCUCGCUGCUCGACGCCGAGAUACACGGGAAGAAGGAGCUACCGGGACGAACCAUGGAUUUCACAUUUGAUCUGUCCCAAACGCCCGUAAUCGGCAGGAAGUACCUACCGAAGGCCGGCAGUCAACCAGCCACCGGACCCAGCUCUCUAUCAAAUGCCUCCAGCACUACUCCAGACAAAGGCUCGUCAGCAUCGCGCUCGGGCUGCGCGUCCACCGUGGUCGGUCCCGAGACCAGCACGUCACCGCGACGGUCGCUGUCACUGUCAUUAUCACCGGCCGACGCUCUGCUCUCCGGCUGGAAGAGACCUUGGAUGUCUCAGAGUCGUGUUCGUGAAUGCCUGGUGAACUUGCUAACGACAUGCGGGCAACGCGUGGGUCUACCCAAGAGUCCUUCUGAUGAUUUAUUAACCACUUUAUGUUCUAAGGUGAUAUUCAGCCAAAGCUCGGAGUUGUUAGAGCGGGAAUCUUCUAUGGCGUCAUCGCUUGAGGAGGUGUCUGGUACUCCUGGAAAUGAGCCCUCAGGUGGAGCUCCCCCCACUGAUCAUUUUGGUGUCUUCAAGGAUUUUGAUUUUCUCGAAUAUGAAAGCGAGAGUAUAGAGGGUGAAAGCUCAGAUAAUUUCAACUGGGGUGUCCGUCGGAGGCCACUAAGCGAAGAGCGAGAUGAAGUCCAAAUCCCUGAGAGGAGUCCUCCACCGCAGCAGCCGAGACCUCCUGAACUCCAGCAGAUCACCAAACCUGCUGGCCAUGAUGACUCGUCCGAUGAGGAAGCAGGGUGGGAGGAGGGGGCCACCCACGUGAGGAGCGAGGCAGACAUGGCGACGCAACACGACAUAUCACUGAGGCCUAGAACACAUUCGUUCUCAAGCGCCUCCAGCGGAGAUCCUGACGGUAGAGUGUAUUUAGGCGACCGCGGCGACGUGACCCCGGUGCCGGGCGCGGGCCCGGUGAUGCGCGACGCGUGGCGCGCCUCCGUGGCCGCCCUCGUGCGCCACUCCGCGCACAUGCAGCCCCUGGCCCUCAUACACCGCCUGCACACCGUGCUCAAGGAAGUAACAUCGAAGACGAUCUCCCUGUGCUCGGACACGCCCUACACGAGCAUCGGCUCGGCGGAGCUGUUCGCUGUACUGGAGAGGCUGAGCGCCGAAGAGCCGCCGCUCAUCUGGGUGGGCCCCGGCGCCGCGGACUGCGCGAGGAUCAGGGACGUCGUGCGCUACGCGUCCCUAGAGAUCAACGAGCAUCUCGAAACUUAUUUCGAUAGACGGGAACACGCUCUCGAGACGCUGGAGCUGCCGAGGAGUUCGAGUGAGGAGAUGGGCCGAUGCCUCUACAAGCUGGUGUUCCAACUCCUGCUGCUGCUGGAGACCAACAACAAGAUCAUUGUUGCCGUCUACCACGCCUCUCUGGACAAUGGAGGCGUGGAGAUGAGCGGUGCCGUGUGCGCGGUGCGUAACGCGCUGAUCGCCGGCCACAGCGACUCCUGGGCCGAGCACACCCCCGGCCCGCACGACGACGCCAAGCUGUGGCAGCUCAUGCAGUGGCAGAAAUGGGGCGUUGCCCUGGCCCUCGUUCGGGAGCGCAACGCCGAGACGAUCCUGGAGCGCGGAGAGAUUCCCGAGGAUGACGUCACCAGCCUGCUGCACGUCUACUGCAGGGGCUUAGCGCAGGCACAUCCAGAUAUGGUCGCUAUAACGCGGCCCGUGAACGAUUUAUCCCAGAAUUUGUCCUUUAUGAUGGAGAGCCUGUACAAGGUGUCCGUGGCCCUCCAGCGGCAGGAGUUCGGCUGAUGAUUGAGGAGUCGCCGUUCGAUGACGCGACGAACAAGCAACACACGCCACAAUAGCCGCAUCUAAUUGUCACCUCGCAGCGCCUCGUCAUGACAUAUCCCGCUAAUAGCUUACUUAAUUACUUACUUCAAUGUUGUUCAUGUAUUUUAAUAGCAUGCUCUAGAAAUGCACGUACGUAAUUUGUCCGAAAUUAAUUCGCUUUCAUCGAAAGUUUUAGCGUAAAACUAAACGUUAGAAAUUGAGAAUUAAAUUUUGUAAAAUCUUCAAUGACUUAAACAAUAAACUGGUAAGUAAAAGAACAUAAGAUAAUAUUAACCGUAAUAGUACCGUUGAAAAAUUCAUUUAUUGUGAAUUUAAUUAUUUUUUUUCGUAAUCUUCAGCAGAGUUAUAGUGGUUCUGUUUUAAAAUUAUUUAAAACAUUACCUUAAAAUAUUUACUGGAACAUAAAAUUGUUUGCAGACUAUGAUCCGCUUACCCCGAUAUUGUUGUAUUAAUAAUGCGAAUGAUUCUCAGAUUAUUUUUUAGUAAAUAUCAAACUUCAAGGAACAUCGCGAUUCUGUUGCACUUUUAUUGUGAAACGCGAUUCGAUUUGGCUUAUAUUAGAUUUAAAUGCACUUUAAGUACGCAGAUUAAGAAUAAUGAAUAUUAAAUAUAGUAUAAAAACAGUAUUACAACUCUGUACAGAGUCGUGUAUUUGAUAGCGUUUAGAUAAUAUCGAACCAAACAGGGUGGGAGAAUUAUGAAGGACUAGUGGAAGAUUAUAAAAUUACAAAUCAAAAUUUAAAUGAAUUUAAGAUUUUUAGAGUUUAGAUAUCGGAGGCCCAACAUCGGAUGCCUGUUCACGCAGCCAAUGUAUGUAUUUGUGCGCGAGCAGAGCGUCACAGUACGGUCGACUGAGCAAACUAUUGAGCACUCACGUAAGCAGAUGCUGUUUUGCUAACAGUACAUACCGUGUGUAGUUUGUUUCUGAUCUCAUGUAGUGAGUAAUGAUGUGUGCGUUGGAGCCCCUCCCAUCCCGUCAGCUCCUGAUGCGGAGGGGAAACGCUUGUCAGACUCCUAGCAAAGUGUCUAUUUAGUUUUUAUCAAAUAUCAAAAUAGAAGAUCAAUAUGUUUUUCUUUCUUCAUUAAAUUCUCGUGCAAAGUGCACUUUCUGCUUUUUUUAGUGUUAUAGACUAUAGUCCCACAGUGGCAUGAUUUUUUGUAACCGUCUUUAAAUUUAAUUUUGCUCUGAAAUUUGCGAUCCGAAGUGAACUACAGUAAUUAUUAUAAUUUAAAACAAAUCAAUAUAUUCAAUUCAUUCAUUCAUCAAUUAAAGUUCUGAAAAUUCGGAAAGGCAUACUUUUUUGAGUGAGUAUUCGUAAAGACGAAUAUAUUCUUUGAAACAUAAAAUACAUAAUUACGGAACGAAGCCCCGUUGUAAAGUAACUGCCUACACCAUGCACACUAAGGGUAAAAGCUGGAUAGAUUUCAAGGAAAAUAAAAUUUAUUUGUAUGUUUCAAAAUUGUUCGCAUACUUCGGAAAUUUGCGAUGAAAUAUCCAUUGUACUAAAAUUAUAUAAUCGAUUCGUUUAAUGAAAACUCAUAUCUACACUAAAAUUAGUUUGUCGAAAACAAACUAACUUUACUUAUUCAUUAGAUACAAAAAAUACUGUAAAUUCUUCAACUCAUUUGUUACACUAAUAAUAAAAAAGUCUCUUAUGAAACUUAUAUCAGAUUUUAAAUAUAUCUUUAUGCAAUAAAUUUUUAAUAGAUAGUUAAUUUAAAAUAUUUGAACAAAUAAAGUACCUAUUCAAUUAUAACUGCUCACUCAAUUCUCAUUGAGUAUAAACUAGUAAAAUUACCUAACACUCAAGCUUAUUAUAACUUAAGUAAAUAAAUAUUAUCACCUAAGAUAGUAUAUUUCUUGCACAUAUUACGAGUAUAUAUUUUCUUAGAAUACAAACUGUUUAUAAAAAUGAUGAAUUAUUUUUGUUAAACUCAGGAUUUCUAACAUUAAUCAAUUUAUCUUUCUAUCGACAUAUACAUUGAAUUAUCAGUUUUCCUUAAAAUCUACAUGUAAUAUUUAUUACCAAUUAAUUUAAUUUUCUAUAUUAUUUUGCUCUAUUAGAAAAGAACUCGUGCUUCUAACGAUUUUCUAAUUUGAAAAUCGUAACAAAAUGGAAUAACUCUUGAGUUUGAUCUUUAUAUUUAAUAGUAAAUAUGUCUGUAUAGUCGAAUGCUUUUCAGCAGUAGCACGCCGAGCUCCGUUUCUUUAGAGGUUGCGAUCAAAGAGGCUUUGUAUGUAAGUUAAUUAAACAUCGUAAUGAAUAUAUUUUAAGUCGGAUCUGAAGUGAUUAUACGUCGCCGCGUCGGUUUGACGAUUCAUGUACCUUUCUGUUACCAAAAAAAAAAAAACGGAGCUCCAUUUUAGUUUUACUAAUACUUGUAACCAAUUGUAAAUGUAUUUAAAUUAAUAAAUGAA